This is a messenger RNA of Xiphias gladius (swordfish), 1658 nucleotides long. Its product is annotated as ras-related protein Rab-33B-like. Gene Ontology annotation, molecular function: GTP binding; GTPase activity. Bases 402 to 1364 code for a protein of 320 amino acids. Gene Ontology annotation, biological process: Rab protein signal transduction. Lineage: Eukaryota; Metazoa; Chordata; Actinopteri; Istiophoriformes; Xiphiidae. Gene Ontology annotation, cellular component: endosome; Golgi apparatus. The transcript is spliced from 3 exons. The record is from RefSeq and is a predicted model, not a curated record.
CAGCGCCGCGCCGCGCCGCGCCGUUCCUCUGGCAGCGCAGGUGAGCAGAUGAAGGAGGGCGAGGCGUGGAGCCGAAUAGGGGACCUGUUACCGCCGUUGCAAAGUAGCUGGACCCAUGAUGAGAAAAGCGUCUCUGUGUCCGACGACAGCCACUAAGAGGCAGAACGUUUCAAAUUAGCAAGGCAAGGUGGGCCGCGUGUGUGUUCGCUGUACACAGCUCUGCGUGCUGCUCAGGUGAACCUAGAACGCACAACCACGUGCGUCCGAAAUAGCGUUUUUCAGACGAACCCGUCGCGUUUUCUCUGUCCAGGAACUAAGGCCGCGUGCUGACGCCUGCUCGUCAUUGGUCGACUGUCCGCCCCUCAGGCUCCGACCAUCGCCGUGCUGCCAGAUGAAACCAAAUGAGAGAGAGAGAGAGAGAGAGAGAGAGAGAGAGACGCCCUCUCCUCUUCCCAUUCACGCUGCUCGGCGCCGUGGCGAGUUUGCGAGGAGCCUGGGGUCGGACACGUUGCCUCGCGCCUGCGACAGGAAGCCUGGGUUUCCAAAAGUCCCCCGUGGCGGAGUCGGCGUUGGAUGCCCGGGGCGUUCGUGCGCUUUCGCCUUACGACCGAAUUCCCCUGCGAGCCGCUCGUGCGAUGGAGUCCUCCCUCGAGUUUUCCAGCUCCCUGGGCAGUGUGUCCUCACUGCUGACCCGCUGCCGGACCUUCAAGGUGCUGGUGAUCGGAGACUCCGGGGUGGGGAAGACCUGCCUCACGCACCGUCUCUGCGCCGGACAGUUCCCCAGCAGAGUGGAGGCCACCAUCGGGGUGGACUUCCGUGAGAGACUGCUGGACAUUGACGGAGAAAAACUUAAGCUCCAACUGUGGGACACGGCAGGACAGGAGCGCUUUCGAAAGUCCAUGGUGCAGCACUACUACCGAAACGUCCACGCCGUGCUCUUCAUUUAUGAUGUCACCUGCCCUGCCAGCUUCAGCGGCCUGAUUGCCUGGAUUGAAGAGUGCAGGCAGAACUCCCUUGGACAGGAAAUCCCCAGAUUCCUGGUGGGUAAUAAGAGUGACCUCCGCGAGCACAGCAGGACUGAGGAGCAGGUGAGCCAGGAGCGGGCGAUGAGCUUCGCCAAGGCCCACGGCAUGAUGUUUUUUGAGACGUCUGCCAAGAACCCGCUGAUCAAACGUGUGACCGGGCAGCGUGGUGACAGGGAGGUCUCAUACCAGCAGAAUAAGGUGGAAGACAUCGUCGCCGCUGUUGGUGCCAAACUGAAGCGGCAGAAGAGACCUUCAGCAGCCAACGCUCUGGCAUACAGUGGGUCCUUUAAAAUCCUGAGCAAGAGAAGACCAGAGAAAGAGCUGUGGACCUGCUGCUGAGAGAACGAGGGAGAGGCGAGACUGUUGCCCUUUUCCGAUUGAAGAAUGGGACUUUUUAGCUCUUCAUAUGAGUGUGAGUGUGUGAGUGGGUGGGUGGGUGGGUGGGUGUGUGCGUGCGUGCGUGCAUGAGAGAACAUAUUUGGUAAUGUUCAUUUUUGACCAAAGACAACUUUAACAUUUGAAAGACAUCUAAAAAUGUGAGGCGUCCCACUUGGAAAUUUUGUGUACAUUUGUGAUCUUAUUGUUUACAAUAGUUGCAAAAUAAAAAAAACAAUGUGAAUGUAAAUAUGACUU